AGAGUUGAAUUAAUGGAUUAAAAUGUCCUGAGUGCAGCUGAGUGACUGAAUAGGCUACUUUUUCCUUUAUAAAGAGAGACAGGAGAAAAUGUCAGUGAAGAGAGACACUCCAACUUCUCCAUGAACCCGAGAACCAUCACAGCUUUAGAUUCAACGGGGACAUUGAAACUAUUUUAUUACAUAAUAACUCUGUAACAUACGAUCGGAACCGGUACCGACUGACAAUUCAGCUUCAGAGCAACCGCUGACUUGUGUUUGGUAGCCUAAAUUCGGUCUUAGCUCCUGAAACUUAAUUUGAUUUGAACUUUUUGUAACAACUGUAAUGUGGUUAGGCCUAUUCGAGUUACAAUGGAAAUAUGUAGAACUGUAAUCAGGAGCGAAAUCUGUAGACAAUGAACGUUGGGUCUUGUGAACAUCCGUGUGAGAGAACUGUCAACAAGUGCGCAUCGCUUCAAUGCAUGAGGUCGUACCGAUAGACCAAAAAAGGCAAAUAGCCAACUUGCUCAUUCCGCUACAUCAAUUUCUUUUCAUGGUUUUCGGGCGAUACAAACAACUUUUUCCAAGUCUCAAAAUUGCAUUCAACAAUUGCAACAAAAGCUGCAGCCAUGACCUCGGCCACUCCCCCGUCCUCACGUGGCUCCUCCCCCGAGAAGGUGUGUCACUCAAUGACGCAGACGGAGGUUCUGAAGCCGCUGCUGGGGUCGGUGGGGGUGGCGGCAGGGGAGGCAGCGACAACGGUCUGUGCGCUCCGACGGAGACGGCGUGUUCUCUCCAAGGACGGGCACAGCAACGUGCGCAUCGAGCAUGUGAGCGGGCGCGGGGCGCUGUACCUGCGUGACAUCUGGACGACCUUCCUGGACAUGCAGUGGCGCUACAAGCUCUUCCUGUUCUCGGCCACCUUCGCCGGGACCUGGUUCCUGUUCGGGGUUCUGUGGUACCUGGUGGCGCUGGUGCACGGAGACCUGCUAGAGUUUGACCCGCCGUCCAACCACACCCCGUGUGUGAUGCAGGUGCAGACCCUAACGGGGGCGUUCCUCUUCUCGCUGGAGUCCCAGACCACCAUUGGCUACGGCUUCCGUUGCAUCACAGAGGAAUGUCCUGCUGCCAUCAUCCUCCUCAUCCUCCAGCUUGUCAUUACCAUGGUUCUGGAGAUCUUCAUCACAGGAACCUUCCUCGCCAAGGUGGCACGGCCCAAGAAGAGAGGCGAGACAGUGAAGUUCAGCCAGCACGCCGUGGUGUCCAAUCACGAGGGCCGACCCUGCCUCAUGAUCCGAGUGGCCAACAUGCGCAAGAGCCUGUUACUGGGCUGCUCGGUAACAGGGAAGUUGCUCCAGACAUCCCAGACCAAGGAGGGGGAUACGGUACGACUGGACCAGGGGAACGUUCACCGCCAGGUGGACAUGUCCAGCGACAGCCCCUUCCUCAUCCUCCCACUCACCUUCUACCACAUCAUUGAUGCCAGCAGCCCGCUCAGAGCCUGGGCCGCCAAGGGAGGGGGAUGGACGGAUCCGGAUCUGGCAGACUUUGAGCUGCUGGUGAUCAUGAGUGCCACGGUAGAGCCCACCUCCGCCACCUGCCAGGUGCGCACCUCCUACCUUCCUGACGAGAUCCUGUGGGGUUACGAGUUCCCCCCCGUUGUCUCUCUGUCCCCCUCGGGGAAGUAUGUGGCCGACUUCGCCUUCUUCGACAAGGUGGCCAAAACAAAGACCACCCCUCUCUUCAAACCGGCCUCGCCCCCAAGCCCAGCUAUGCGCUCCUCCCGUUACCAUGGCAGCAGCAGAGGGAGCGAGGAGGAAGGGGCAGACCCGGAGAAGAUCAAACUGGAGGAGAGCUAUAGAGGGGAGGAGAGGGGGAGGGGCAGGGGGAGAGAUAGUAGUCUUCUCAGUGUCCGUAUCAGCAAUGUCUAGAGAGAGAGAGAGCACGAGUAGGAUGCAAUGAGAGAGCAAGGAGAAAGGAGAAAUGAUUUGUAUGGAGAUUGAACAAUUAUCAAGUGAGAAAACAUUAUGGAAUGCAAUAGAGAUGAACUGCUCCCCUGUUGGGAAACGUGAACACAAAACAUACACUUACACACAUGCGCUUGUGUUUUGGAUUUUAUGGGAAUAUAUCACCCCUUGUGGUUGAUAAGGAUUUCCACAACCUGGAAAGGGACAACAUACUGUACAUCCCAUCUGGGUUUACUGUACUGUAAUCAAAGAUGGACUAAGGGGGCUUGUUAAACUUCACAUGUCUGUAUUUUUUAAUGGAAGUACUUGUGUAACUAUAAAGGUUGACUGGUUUAUGUGAACAUAACAUGGUUUACUUGGACAUAAUCACAGAAUCAUGGUACUGAUUCUGUUUUUUUACACAAAAAGGUACUCUGUCCGCAGGAGAUGGGAGUGGAAGCACUGGAAAACACUGGAAAACAAAACAAUUUUUCUUUAAGGAUUUUUACUGAAUAUAUCAUAUUGUAUGUAUGCGUAUUUGUCCCUAUCGAUGCAACCAAUGGCAGUACUCAUUCUUCUGAAUAUAUGUUCAGCAGGGCUGGGGUAAAUUAUAUUUCAAUUCCAGUCAAAAAAGUAAAGUAAACCAAAUUCCAAAUCCAAAUGUUCCUUCUUGAAAAGCAUUGAAAAUAAUUGUAAUUUCAAUGUACUUCCUCAAUCGUCUGGCAUUGAAAUGGAAUUGACACCAACCCUGAUGUUUAGAGUUUGUUCUUUUAUGUUUUCUUUUCACUGGAAUAUAUGCAUUGAAGAUGUAUGUUAACAAUACUAAAAGCACUUUAACUUGGCGGAAAAUUGUACUUUACACAAUGGAGUGUAACUAACUUCCUAAUUUCAUGCGCUGUGUGUGUGCAAGCAUGUUUAUAUGAGUCAAUGUGAGUGCAAUUCUGAAUGUGUAGGUUCUUCUUAUUCAUACGGCACUUCAAAACCUGAACAAUUCCGUGGCCAUUCUAAAACGUGCCACUUAACUAAGCCUUUUGAUAUGCCAAUGUAAUUUUUACAGUACAGUCGUGGCCAAAAGUUUUGAGAAUGACACAAAUAUUAAUUUUCACAAAGUCUGCCGCCUCAGUUCGUAUGAUGGCAAUUUGCAUAUACUCCAGAAUUUUAUGAAGAGUGAUCAGAUGAAUUGCAAUUAAUUGCAAAGUCCCUCUUUGGAGAGCGAUUCAAUGGUUGUGAAGAAGGCUUCAGGGCGCCCAAGAAAGUCCAGCAAGCGCCAGAACCGUCUCCUAAAGUUGAUUCAGCUGCGGGAUCGGGGCACCUCCAGUACAGAGCUUGCUCAGGAAUGGCAGUAGGCAGGUGUGAGUGCAUCUGCCGCACAGUGAGGCGAAGACUUUUGGAGGAUGGCCUGGUGUCAAGAAUGGCAGCAAAGAAGCCACUUCUCUCCAUGAAAAACAUCAGGGACAGACUGCUAUUCUGCAAAAGGUACAGGGAUUGGAUUGCUGAGGACUGGGGUAAAGUCAUUUUCUCUGAUGAAUCCCCUUUCCGAUUGUUUGGGGCAUCCGGAAAAAAAGCUUGUCCGGAGAAGACAAGGUGAGCGCUACCAUCAGUCCUGUGUCAUGCCAACAGUAAAGCAUCCUGAGACCAUUCAUGUGUGAGGUUGCUUCUCAACCAAGGGAGUGGGCUCACUCACAAUUUUGCCUAAGAACACAGCCAUGAAUAAAGAAUGGUACCAACACAUUCUUCGAGAGCAACUUCUCCCAACCAUCCAGGAACAGUUUGGUGACGAACAAUGCCUUUUCCAGCAUGAUGGAGCACCUUGCCAUAAGAAACAAUUGAUAAAUAAGUGGCUCGGGGAACAAAACAUUGAUAUUUUGGGUCCAUAGCCAGGAAACUGCCCAGACCUUAAUCCCAUUGAGAACUUGUGGUCAAUCCUCAAGAGGCCGGUGGACAAACAAAAACCCACAAAUUCUGACAAACUUCAAGCAUUGAUUAUGCAAGAAUGGGCUGCCAUCAGUCAGGAUGUGGCCCAGAAGUUUAAUUGACAGCAUGCCAGGGCGGAUUGCAGAGGUCUUGAAAAAGAAGGGCCAACACUGCAAAUAUUGACUCUUUGCAUCAACUUCAUGUACUUCAUGUAAAAAGCCUUUGACACUUAUGAAAUGCUUGUAAUUAUACUUCAGUAUUCCAUAGUAACAUCUGACAAAAAUAUCUAGAGACACUGAAGCAGCAAACUUUGUGGAAAUUAAUAUUUGUGUCAUUCUCAAAACUUUUGGCCACGACUGUCCAUUACACCAACUCCUCUCUAUUAUGAUAUCAUUAGAAUUGCCAUUCAGAGGAUAUUGAAAUCCUUUUCUAUGGUGCCAGUAAAUGUAUUUUGUAACGCCUGUCAGAGCUGUGUAGGUCAGAGGGUUUUUCUUCACCAGGGCCACAUUAAGUAGCCAAACGUUGUCAAACGUUGCAGAUAGAAAUACCAAGAAUAGAGCUGACCUGAUUCCUUAUUCUACAUGUCAGACAGAGAUGUUUGUUUUACAUAGCAUAUUUUUUACAUGCUAUGUCCUGCUGAACGUGCCCCAUGUCUGUGAUUGUUUAUAAUGUGUUGCCAGGCCAGGGCCCAUCUCUAAUAAUGGAACAUCAUCACCCUACACCGUAAAACAAAGUGUUUAGGAUCUGAAUUUGGAUUUAAACGAGUCAAAUAAUUCCGAUGAAAACACGUCACAGUAUUUAUAUUGUAAACACCGCAACAUUUUUAUUCGCUGUAACACUUUUUAGUCACAUAAACACGUUUAUUCAGCACAAGGCAUUUCGGUUUUAAACACUGAGGAUUUUUGAACACUGCCCUAUUUGCAUACUGUACAACCCAGCAUGCCUUUUGAGUGAAUGUGAGCGAUACCCACCCAUGACUGUAUUUGUUAGUGACGGUGAAAUGGUUGUUUUGCGUUCAAUGAAGCGUUCACCAAGCGCCUGCCUAAGUUAAUGCCUUUCAAUUUAAAGUAAACCCUCUAUGACCACAAAUUAUACAUUUCAUAAGGCCUUUAGUUAUGGCUUAGUUAUCAUUGACAUUAAAGUCUGAUCCUGGCUCAUGGACCACAUCAGACCUGCAAGUCAAAAAAGGCUGGUUUGUGAAGUGAUUAGUAAUUCCUUCGGAAUACAGCCAGAAAAUUAUUAGCUAACCAUUUGAAUCUUUUAACACCCAAAACCUGCACUCAGAAUGACUGCUAUGGUGAAGGACUUCUUGUGAAUUUCCAGCAGACUAGAUGCUUAUGAUAUUUCUGCCUUUCUCAGUUCCCCUAAAAAAAGUAUUAUAAAAAAUUUAAAAAAGUAGGAAACCUUAAAUUGCACCACCAUCUAAACCUGCAGCUAUACACUAUCCCCUCCAAAAAUCCACCCCAUCACAUUACUUGGCCCUUAACAAUCUUACACCAGGCUGCAUGGGCACCCCCAUAGUUGACACAGUGCUUUCUCUAUCCCAACUGUACACUCAAUCUGACUGUUCCUUCCUGCACAUUUCUCACAUCGUCGAAUCUCCCUUCUACACACUGCUGCAACAUGUUAGAAUCAUUGGCACCUAAAGCACCGAAGUGGGUUCGGAACAUAGGCCCUCACAGAACAGCAAAUACAGUUCCUUCAGAAAGUAUUCAUACCUCUGGACUUAAUCCACAUUUUGUUGUGUUGCUGCUUAAAUUUCUCAGCCAUCUACACACAAUACCCCAUAAUGAUAAAGUAAAAGUUUUUUUUUUUAAUUGGGGUAAAUGUAUUGAAAAUGAAAUACAGAAAUAUCUAGUAUUCACACCCCUGAGUCCAUGCUUUCUACACCUGCAUUGCGCAACAUUUGCCCAUUAUUAUUUUCUAAAUUCUUCAAGCUCAGUCAAAUUGGUUGUUGAUCAUUUUCAGUUCUUGCCAUAUAUCUUCAAGUAGAUUUAAGUCAAAACUGUAACUCAGCCACUCAGAAACAUUCACUGUCUUCUUGGUAAGCAACUCCAAUGUAGAUUUGGCCUUAUGUUUUAGGUUAUUGUCCUGCUGAAAGGUGAAUGCAUCUCCCAGUGUCUGGUGGAAGCGGACAGAACCAGGUUUUCCUGUAGGAUUUUGCCUGUGCUAAGCUCCAUUACGUUUAUUUUUAUCCUGAAAAACUCCCCAGUCCAUAACGAUUGCAAGCAUAGCCAUAACACGAUGCAGCCACCACUAAAAAUGGACAGUGGUACUCAGUAAUGUGUUGUAUUGGAUUUGCCCAAAACAUUACAUUUGUAUUCAGGGCAAAAAGUGAAUUGCUUUGCCACAUUUUUUGCAGUAUUACUUCAGUGCCUUGUUGCAAACAGGAUGCAUGUUUUUAUUCUAUAAGGGCUUCUUUCUUUUCACUCUGUUCAAUUAGGUUAGUAUUGUGGAGUAACUACAAUGUUGUUGAUUCAUUCUUAGUUUUCCCCUAUCACCGCCAUGUGACUGUUUUAAAGUGACCAUUGAUUGGCCCCAUGAUGAAAUCCCUGAGCGGUUUGCUUCCUCCACGGCAACCGAGUUAGGAAGGAUGCCUGUAUCUUUGUAGUGACUGGGUGUAUUGAUACACCAUCCAAAGUGUCAUUAAUAACUUGCCAGCAAGAACCCUACUGUUAUUCCCCACACUUAAAGUAUUUAAUUGUUCCGCUUCUUCACAAUUUUGCCAGUGUCUGACAUGCCUACGUGUGUCUUUGAACAUUAUUUAUAUGUGACUAUGUAUUUUUUAAGCCAUUCACGGACAGUUUUGAAUAACUCCUACAAAUACACAUUGGAUAUUAAAUGCUCCGUGACAAUUUGGUAUAGUGCACAUGCUAGGCAACGAUGGUAGAGGGGGACUCACAAACGCAUCAUAUAUUUUGUCUAUGUAGAUUAAGAGGAGGGCAUGAGUUUUCAGCUAGUAUGAAUAAACCAACUGAAUAUUAAUAUACAGUACAUUUUGGAAGUAAUCAGACACAUGGACUUGAUUGGAGUCCACCUGUGGUAAAUUCACUUGAUUGGACAUGAUUUGGAAAGGCACACAUCUGUCUAUAUAAGGUCCCACAGUUAACAGCGCAUGUCAGAGCAAAAACAAGCCAUGAAGUCGAGGGAAUUGUCCGUAGUGCUCCGAGACAGGAUUGUGUCGAGGCACAGAUCUGGGGAAGGGUACCAAAACAUUUCGGCAGCAUUGAAGGUCCCCAAGAACACCGUGGCCUCCAUCAUUCUUAAAUGGAAGUAGUUUGGAACCACCAAGACUCUUACUAGAGCUGGCCGCCCGGCCAAACUGAGCAAUCGGGGAAGAAGGACCUUGGUCAGGGAGUUGACCAAGAACCAAAUGGUCACUCUGACAGGGCUCCAGAGUUCCUCUGUGGAGAUGGGAGAACCUUCCAGAAGGACAACCAUCUCUGCAGCACUCCAAUCAGGCCAUUAUGGUAGAAUGGCCAAACGGAAGCUACUCCGCAGUAGAAGGCACAUGACAGCCCACUUGGAGUUUGCCAAAAGGCACCUAAAGGACUCUAACCAUGAGACACAAGAUUCUCUGGUCUGAUGAAACUAAGAUUGAACUCUGGCCUGAACGCCAGAGUCACGUCAGGAGGAAACCUGGCACCAUUCCCGCGGUGAAGCAUGGUGGUGGAAGCAUCAUGCUGUGGGGAUGUUUUUUCAGCGGCAGGGACCAGGAGACUAGUCAGGAUCGAGGCAACGUACAGAGAGUUUCUUGAUGAAAACUUGCUCCAGAGAGAUCAGGACCUGACUGGGGCGAAGGUUCACUUUCCAACAGGACAACAACCCUAUGCACACAGCAAAGACAAUGCAGGAGUGGCUUAGGGGGAAAUCUAUGAAAGUUCUUGAGUGGCCCAGCCAGAGCCCAAUCGAACAUCUCUGGAGAGACCUGAAAAUAGCUGCACAGUGACACUCCCCAUCCAACCUGACAGAGCUUGAGAGGAUCUGCAGAGAAGAAUGGGAGAAACUCCCCAAAUACAGGUGUGCCAAGUUUGUAGUGUCAUACCCAAGAAGACUUGAGGCUGUAAUCACUUCCAAAGAUGCUUCAACAAAGUAAUGAGUAAAGGGUCUGGAUACUUAUGUAAAUGUGAUAUUUAGCCCUAUUUUAAAGAGAUUACAAAAUGUUUGAAAGCAGUCUAUGGACAAGGAAACCGCAAUCUAUGAUUUGAUUACCCACUGCCAUCAACCAUUAAUAUUAGUAUUUCUUGUGCAGAGAAUUCCCACUGACAAUCCCACUGUUCUCACAUUUGCCUGUCUCCCCAUCUAAUUUCAUUACUGUCUGAAUAAAGUGUCAAACCACCCCAAAAAUAUGUUGAACAAAAUAUUAGCUUACUUUUAAAUGUCAUCCCCCACAAAUCUCAAAUUAACAAAGUCGUUCAAUUUUGUGUUCAUUUAAUGUUCAAAUUAUUCCGAAUACACCUGACCUGUGUUUUUUCCCCACCCUGUUCAUAGGCCUGAGCCAUAUAGAAAUACAGCUUUCUUCAAAAGUUGCCAGCCCUGGUGUAGUAAUAUUAUUUGUAUCCUAGAAAACCAGUUGCAAUGCUAGCCUGGUUGGUUAGCUUUAGCUACCUGCAGAUCCAUGCAUGGUGCAUGGGAGUAUGAGUUGGGAUUAUGGUUCAUUGUCUAGCUAGCUAGCUAGCUAGAAGUCGAAACAAAAUACUCCACUAUGCAAGUAACCAUUCUACUGUACCAUUUACACCUUCUGUAUCCUGUGCAUGUGACAAAUAAACUUUGAUUUGAUUUGA
This is a messenger RNA of Salvelinus fontinalis (brook trout), 8620 nucleotides long. RefSeq names its product ATP-sensitive inward rectifier potassium channel 10-like. The record is from RefSeq and is a predicted model, not a curated record. The transcript is spliced from 6 exons. Gene Ontology annotation, cellular component: plasma membrane. The coding region runs from base 606 to 1907 and encodes 433 amino acids. Gene Ontology annotation, biological process: potassium ion import across plasma membrane; regulation of monoatomic ion transmembrane transport. NCBI's taxonomy places the organism in Eukaryota, Metazoa, Chordata, Actinopteri, Salmoniformes, Salmonidae. Gene Ontology annotation, molecular function: inward rectifier potassium channel activity.